Messenger RNA from Rhopilema esculentum, 2478 nucleotides. Its product is annotated as ATP-binding cassette sub-family F member 3. Gene Ontology annotation, molecular function: ATP hydrolysis activity; ATP binding. The record is from RefSeq and is a predicted model, not a curated record. NCBI's taxonomy places the organism in Eukaryota, Metazoa, Cnidaria, Scyphozoa, Rhizostomeae, Rhizostomatidae.
CGAGGCUCGAUGGCCUAACCAUAUGUUCAUUUAAUCGUCAGAGGGAUUUUGGUUGUAAGAACGUAUCAAUAUUUGGAGUUGCUGAAGACACUUAAUUUCUUUAAAGGAAGAAUAUAAUUUUGCUUCAUUAGCAUGCCAUUCGUCUUCAGCCCGACAAAGAUAUACUAGAAUUGGGAUUGGUCGUAAAUUCAACAUUGGGAGGAAGAAAGUUUUUGUCUUAUCAACAAUUUCUUCAGAAGAAAAGAGAAAAAUCCGGAAUAAUCAAAACUGGUUAUUGGAUGAUUGUUUAAAAUGGCUGCAGACCUAGAAACGCAGCUUACUAUAUUCGUCCAGAAGUCUGUUCCUGAUAUUGACGCAGAUUUGCUCCAAUACGUUGUCGAUGUUGUUAAUAGUAGUGCUGAAGACUUUGAGUCCUCUGAUGAGCUGAAUGAUGCAGUGGGCCACAUCCUACAAGAAGUCAUACCAGAUAAUGAUGAUAUUCAAAGUUUAGAUGACAUCUGCAGUGGUCUUUAUCAUAUAAUAAAAGGUACUGGUGAAAAGGAUGACAAAUUGGUAACAAAGUUGAAUGCCCCAGUUCAUAUAGGAAAAAUGGUUGAGGAAUCUGCUCCAAAAGAAAUAAAACAUAAAAGCAUCUGGAACAAAGAAGUGGAAGAUAAUGCUCUGAGGACUGUUGAUGCAAAGAAACUAGAAAAGGCAGAAGCAAAAAUCAAAAUCAAGCAAGAAAAGCAAGUUGUUAAAGACACUAAGUCAGCAAAUAAAACAAAUUCUGACAGCAUGAUGGAAGGUGCAUCAACAAACCAGGUUAUUCAAAAGAAAAGUAUGAAAAUGGAAGCCAUUGGAAGAGUAACUGAUAUAAGGAUUGAAAAUUUUGAUCUUUCAUAUGGUAGCAAGGUAUUGUUGUCCAAUUCAAACCUAUUGUUAGCAUUCGGAAGGCGAUAUGGUCUUGUAGGGAGAAAUGGGCUCGGGAAGACAACACUCCUGCGAGCAAUCUCAAGACGAGAGCUGCACAUUCCCUCACACAUCAGUGUUUUGCAUGUGGAACAAGAAGUUGUUGGCGACGACACUGUGGCAGUUGACAGUGUUUUAGAAUGUGACACAGUUAGAACACAGCUUAUUGAAGAAGAAAAAGCCUUGACCGCUGAUUUGAAUAAGGAAAAACAUGACAGUUCAUGUAGUCAAAGGCUGUCUGAGGUUUACGCAAAGCUUGCAGAUAUUGAAGCUGAUAAGGCUCCUUCACGGGCAUCUGUUAUUCUAUCUGGGUUAGGAUUUAAUGCGGAGAUGCAAAAAAUGUUCACAAGAGAAUUUUCUGGUGGCUGGCGAAUGAGAUUGGCUUUAGCAAGGGCUCUUUUCAGUAAACCGGAUCUGCUGUUACUAGACGAACCCACAAACAUGUUAGACGUGAAAGCAAUUUUGUGGUUGGAAAACUAUUUGCAGAACUGGCCUACAACUUUGCUGGUCGUUUCUCACGAUCGUAUGUUUUUAGACAGCGUUGCUACUGAUAUCGUUCUAGUUCACUCGAAAUCGCUGGAUACGUAUAAAGGAAAUUAUUCGGUAUUUGAAAAGACAAAAGAAGAAAAGUUGAGGAAUCAGCAAAGGGAAUACGAAGCCCAGAAGCAAUAUAGAGAUCAUUUACAGGCCUUCGUUGACCGAUGGAGAGUUAAUGCCAACAGAGCAGCUCAGGCACAAAGCAAAAUAAAGAUUCUUGAAAAAUUGCCAGAUCUGAAGCCUGUCGAAAUAGAGCCAGAAGUUGUCUUGAAGCUACCAGACUGUGAUAAACUCAAUUCAACAGUGUUACGAUUUGAUGAGGUGUCAUUUAGCUAUGAUGAUAAAAACAAAAUAUUUGAGAAUCUGGAUAUAUCAGCAGUGAUGGACUCGAGAAUAGCGGUUGUUGGGGAAAAUGGCUCUGGAAAAACGACUCUUCUGAAGAUUCUACUCGGGGAACUAGAGCCAGUGGGCGGCAUAAGACAAACCCACAGGAAUCUUCGUAUUGGCUAUUUCAGUCAGCAUCACGUUGACUCGCUGAACAUGCAACUGUCAAGUCUUGACUUAUUCAGAGAUAGGUUUCCCGGCAAGAGUGACUUGGAAUAUAGACAUCAGCUUGGGUGCUACGGUGUAUCAGGUGAACUGGCAUUAAGGCCAAUAUCAAGUUUAUCUGGAGGACAGAAAAGCAGAGUAGCAUUUGCUGUCAUGACAAUGAAUAGCCCAAACUUCUUCAUCCUUGAUGAACCCACCAAUCACUUGGAUAUCGAGACAGUCGAAGCUCUUGGAAAAGCACUUAAUAAAUUCAAGGGUGGUGUCAUCUUGGUCUCUCACAAUGAGCAACUGAUUCAAAUGAUAGCAAGGGAAGUCUGGCUUGUCGGUAAUAGGACUGUUAAGACGAUAGAGGGAGGAUUUAAUGCCUACAAAUCGGCACUAGAAGAAGAAUUUAGAAGGUUAUCUAGUAUGUAGAGUAUAUUGAAUGGCAAUUAUGAUUUGUUA